AGUGGAGAUGGGUGUCCCCUUUGCGCAUGUGUAGACAGUGAGCUGUGCUGCGGUGGAACAGGGGCUGGAGACACACUGCUAGAGAGAUGGCGCGGCACCCGACCGGAGCGCAAGGACAGCUGGUUGGUGGUGGGGGGGCUUGAAUUAUAAAGAGAAUCAGAAAAUUAAGAGAGUAAUUAUUAAAAAAAAAAAAAAACAACUGUCAAGCAAAGGGGGAUUCGGAAGAGGAGUUUUCAUUCUGCAAAACAGCGUGCGAGGUAGGGGAAUAAUGAAAUAGGUGAAUGUAAGGACAGAGAAGAGGCAAUAGCAAAGGAGGCUACUGCAAGAAAAAAACAACAACAAAAGAAAUUUGAACUUUUACUGGACGUGAGGACUUCUGGACAUCAGCUAACUGGGGUAGGUCAGAUAGAUGGUUUGUCCACAGCGCUGCCCGGAUCAUGAACGCACAGCUGUCGAUGGAGAAUAUUGGCGACCUGCACGGAGUGAGCCAUGAGUCCGUGUCCGGUCACGGAGAGCUGCUGAGUGGCCACAGUCCACAUUCCCGUCCGAGCCCUAGGGGUUUAAGCCACCGUGCUAUGGGCAUGGCGACCCUGCUCGACACCGGAGACUAUCACCCCAGCCACUCUGGACACUUGCAUCCAGCCAUCAGCAUGUGUGAAGCCCCCCCUGGCAUGAGCGCGAGCAGCACUUACACUACCCUAACCCCCCUGCAGCCCUUACCCCCCAUCUCCACCGUGUCCGACAAGUUUCCUCCCCAUCAUCAUCACCACCACCAUCCACAUCAUCCUCACCCGCACCCGCACCAGAGGAUCCCCGGAAAUGUUAGCGGCAGUUUCACGCUGAUGCGAGAGGACCGGAGUCUGGCGCCUAUGAACAGUCUGUAUCCCGCAUAUCAUCACAAGGAUCCGUGCAUGGGCCAGAGCCUCUCCCCGUUAUCCGGUUCCGGUCUGGCCAGCAUACACACGUCCCAGGCCGGCAUCCCCCCCUACGCUCAUCCUGGUGCCGCUAUGCCUGGUGAGAAGAUGCUCACCCCGAGCGGGUUCGAGGCUCACCAUCCGGCCAUGCUCAGCAGACAUGCGGAGCAGCACAUGAGCUCCUCAGCUGGUAUGGUACAAAUCAACGGCCUCCAUCACCAUCCGCACGCCCACCUUGGCGCGCAGGGCCACGGCCAAGUGCUGGGGAACAGCCGGGAGCAGGCCUCCGGGCCCGGGCAGCAAGGGGGCGGCGGUGGAGGGGGUGGUGUUUCUGGGGGACAGAUGGAGGAGGUGAAUACCAAAGAGGUGGCGCAGAGGAUCACCACAGAGCUGAAGCGCUACAGCAUCCCUCAGGCCAUCUUUGCCCAGCGGGUCCUGUGCAGGUCCCAAGGGACCCUGUCCGACUUGCUGCGAAACCCCAAACCCUGGUCCAAGCUUAAGUCCGGCAGAGAGACCUUCCGCCGCAUGUGGAAAUGGCUGCAGGAGCCUGAGUUCCAACGCAUGAGUGCGCUCAGGCUCGCAGGUGAGCGAAGCCUCGCAUGUAAGCGUAAGGAACAGGACCACGGCAGAAGCGAGCGGGGAAAUGUGACCAAGAAGCCCCGGCUUGUGUUCACAGAUGUGCAGCGGCGGACACUCCAUGCCAUCUUCAAAGAGAACAAGCGUCCAUCCAAAGAGCUGCAACUCACCAUUGCUCAACAGCUGGGCCUCGAGCUGGCUACAGUCAGCAACUUCUUUAUGAACGCACGCCGCCGGAGCCUAGAUAAGUGGGUGGAUGACGGCUCUGGUCACUCAGCCAACUCUGGCCCCAACGCCUGCACCAAAGCCUGAAGAAGGACUGAUUUGACCAACUCAUGGACUGACUCAACCUCGGUGGAAAAGCUUUAAAACUUAAGAGAAACAAAGAAAACUUAAAAAAGACCUUGAAGCAACGUUUUGCCCUUAAACCUGUACUAUAUUGAUAUUUAUAGUAUCCAAAGAUGAAAAAACAAACCAAAGACUUCUCCUUUGACCUGCUUUACAAUGUUUGUUUUAGCAACACAUUUAUGUGUAACAUACUGCAAAAAGACUAUAGUUUUACUCCCCCUCUCACACACACUCGCUGUCACUGGUCUCUAGCUUUAUUACACCCUCCCCUCACCUCCCCACCCAGUAUGAAUCUAUCAUUCGCCACUGUUAUCUUUAAUCUGAUUGGUUGGUUUUGAUGAUGGGUCCCUAAACAGAGGUUUAAUCAGCCUCUUGACAGUCUGAUCUGCAGUUGUCCACGGCCUCGAAAACAGCCAGAAUGUGGAGCUCCAGUGGGAUUGGCCAAUCAACUUUAAAGAAAAAAAAUCCCACAGGAGAGACUGGAUUGUUGUGCAACCUUGUUCGGAUCAGUGGAGCGGACUGUCUGACUGUUUGUCCAGCUGUCUGUCUUUCUAUCAAGCAUUCCAGACAGACAGGGAAAUGUCCAUGCGUAGACUGCUAACCCUAAAACCAAAAGGUCCAACCCUAAACCAAACCAAAUAGAAAAAAAUGCCUAACAUCAACCCACAUGGUAGUGCUUUCUUCCAACAUGCUGAGGCAUUGAAUAAUUCAAAAAGAAAAACCAAAGCCUUCUACACCUUGAAGCCUCUUUUGCAGUUUAGAAAUCAAACCACUUAAGAACAUCCUAUGAAGUAAUUUGACCAAAGAAUAUAUUUUGUAGUUGAUAAAAGUAUUUUUUACCUGUUUUCCUCCCUUACCUCCUGAGACAGACUGUUAGUGUGCUCCACGAAGAAGGACAUCAUACUUGUCCUUCUCCACAGAACAUUUUGAGUCACGUUUAAAUAUUUGCUCCCUGCAAACGGAAAUACUCUAUGGUAUAACCCUAAAAAUUAACUAUUGAUAUUUGCCUUAUAGAUGCCUUCUUGGAAAGAAAUAGACUAUACCACUUUUAACUUCGCAGACACUCUCCUGAAUUAUGAUCAUUGUACUCAAUGUUAAGGUUAGUCAUUACAGCUACAUCUAAUCCUUCUAAUCUGCUUAGCUAAUGCCGGCAGGUUUAGUUCUACUUUAUGUGUUCAAAAUCCAGCACCUGUCAAAGACAAAUCUCUUCAGUUUUCUAAAACACAAGCUACUGGAUCUAUGUGUGGUUUUGACACUGUGUGAGGGAGCGUGUCAAAACCACAGUGCCUCUGGUGGUUUUAAUAAGCACUUCAUAUGUAUUUGAUUUUAUCUCCUCAUCAAAGAUGUUGGGCGGAGGAGAUGAUAUCAAUGAUCAAAUCACUUUCAGGCGCUUACACAGCAAUGUCAGCUUGUCACCUGAAUACGAAAGCACCCCCGCUCCCUGCCUGCUGCCAAUCCACCCUGCACUUCCUCCCCUCCCUGCCUCCACUCUCCUAGUAAGCUAUGCAUUUCAGCACUAGGAGGAAAGCACUACACAGGGCUGGCCCAGGGCAGCAUAGCAUUAGAUAUAUUACGCUGGCCCCUUGCCGUCAUCCUCUUCAUGGCCAGGGUUAGCAGCUCUACAUUCAUCAGAACAAGCGCUGAAGGAGAGGCAAGAGAGAGCUGCUUUUUCUUUAUCUCUGAGAGAAAAACCAAAAAGACGACAAGAAACCAAAAAAAAAAUGUGUCAAGACCUGCUGAUGUUUUAUAGUGUGAACCAAAGAUGCUACCUCACUCAAGUUCCAUACGUGAUUUUUAUCACUUUGAUGAUACCAAAGAUAACCAAAGAUUUUUUCUCAUUGCACGGCCUCUAUGAGUGGUGUUCAAAGAUGUGAUGUAUGUGUC
Molecule: messenger RNA, 3722 nt
Organism: Pundamilia nyererei
Lineage: Eukaryota; Metazoa; Chordata; Actinopteri; Cichliformes; Cichlidae
Gene: onecut1
Product: one cut homeobox 1
Exons: 2
Coding region: 438-1802 (454 amino acids)
Biological process (GO): regulation of transcription by RNA polymerase II
Cellular component (GO): nucleus
Molecular function (GO): RNA polymerase II cis-regulatory region sequence-specific DNA binding; DNA-binding transcription factor activity, RNA polymerase II-specific
Source: RefSeq, a predicted model, not a curated record